Messenger RNA from Phalaenopsis equestris, 4234 nucleotides. Its product is annotated as protein PIR. The transcript has 31 exons. Gene Ontology annotation, molecular function: small GTPase binding; RNA 7-methylguanosine cap binding. The record is from RefSeq and is a predicted model, not a curated record. Gene Ontology annotation, biological process: cell morphogenesis; regulation of translation; regulation of actin filament polymerization. NCBI's taxonomy places the organism in Eukaryota, Viridiplantae, Streptophyta, Magnoliopsida, Asparagales, Orchidaceae. The coding region runs from base 210 to 4085 and encodes 1291 amino acids. Gene Ontology annotation, cellular component: SCAR complex.
UGUUAGUAAAUUAGCUGAAAAACAGUGCUUUUUAAGUCCUUGACAUACUGCACCGAACGUGCUACAGAGCAUGGUGGAAGCGGGAGCGAUCUCAGUUCACGUUCGCAUUGAUAGAGCCUAAUUCCUGUGAAACUAAUCAGCUCUCUGGAGCUGCUAAGAUCUAGGGUUUGGGUCAGGAAGCUAUCGAAAAAACUUUGUUGGAGGAGCUUAUGGCGAUUCCAGUCGAAGAGGCAAUUGCUGCCUUGUCCACAUUCUCUCUCGAGGAUGAGCAGCCGGACAUGCAAGGACUAUCUGCUGUACUCUCUAUUGAAAGAUGUGCAACUAGUAGCCCUACUGAGUAUGCUGAUGUUUCUGCUUAUCGAUUAUCUCUUACGGAGGAUACAAAAGCAAUCAAUCAAUUGAAUACUUUGAUCAAGGAUGGAAAGGAAAUGUUAUCUGUGCUGUAUACAUAUCGCAGCUGCGUCAAGGCUCUUCCACAGCUUCCCGAUUCUAUGAAGCAUAACCAAGCUGACUUGUACCUUGAAACUUACCAAGUUCUUGAUCUGGAGAUGAGCCGUUUGCGUGAAAUUCAACGGUGGCAGGCAUCUGCAGCUUCAAAACUAGCAGCAGACAUGCAGAGAUUUUCUAGGCCUGAGCGGUUGAUAAAUGGACCAACCAUAACCCAUUUCUGGUCAAUACUAAAGCUGCUUGAUGUUUUAGUACAACUUGACCAUCUUAAAAAUGCAAAAGCAAGUAUCCCAAAUGAUUUUUCAUGGUACAAGAGAACUUUCACCCAAGUAAGCAUUCAAUGGCAAGACACUGAUACAAUGAGAGAAGAGUUGGAUGAUCUGCAGAUUUUCUUGAGCACAAGAUGGGCCAUAUUACUAAACUUGCAUGCUGAGAUGUUCCGUGCAAAUACUGUCGAAGACAUCCUACAGGUUCUCAUAGUAUUUUGUGUUGAGUCUUUAGAGCUGGAUUUUGCACUAUUAUUUCCAGAGCGCCACAUGCUUCUUCGAGUUUUGCCUGUUCUAGUUGUUUUAGCUACCUCAUCUGAGAAAGAUGCCGAAUCACUUUAUCGAAGAGUGAAAGUCAACCGCUUGACCAGCAUCUUUAAGAAUGACCCAGUAAUACCUGCAUUCCCUGAUCUUCAUCUGUCACCAGUUGCAAUAUUGAAAGAGUUAUCUAUGUACUUCCCCAGUUUUUCCAGCCAGACACGUUUCCUCACUCUUCCAGCUCCGCAUGAAAUACUUCAUCGUGAAUUGCAAGAAUAUAAGAGGCAUUAUUUGGUUGUAAACUGCAUUGGAACUAUUAGAGCUGAGCAUGAUGAUUUCUCUAUUCGCUUUGCCUCGGCAGUCAAUCAGGUCAUAAAUUUGAAGUCGACGGAAGCUUCCAACCCGGAUUGGUGUAGAGAAGUAAAAGGAAAUAUGUAUGAUAUGGUUAUCGAAGGAUUUCAGCUUCUUAGUAGAUGGACAGGACGGGUUUGGGAGCAGUGUGCGUGGAAGUUUUCUCGUCCUUGUAAGGAUCCAGUGACUUCGGAUUCUAUUAGAGGCUCAACUACUUUUUUCGACUAUGAAAAGGUGGUGCGCUGGAACUACACCUCAGAUGAAAGAAAAGCUUUAUUAGAGCUUGUGAGUUACAUAAAAAGUGUUGGUUCAAUGAUGCAACGUUGUGACACACUAGUAGCAGAUGCUUUAUGGGAGACGAUUCAUGUAGAAGUGCAGGAUUUUGUUCAGGAUAAACUUGACACAAUGCUACGAACUACAUUUCGUAAAAAGAAAGAUUUAUCAAGGAUUCUUUCUGAUAUGCGUACACUUUCAGCGGAUUGGAUGGCCAAUACAAACAAGCAUGAUGCUGAACUGCAUGUUUCACAUCAAGAAGGAGAAAUGUCUAGACCGAAUAUAUUUUAUCCAAGACCGGUUGCACUUACUGCUGCCCAGGUUCAUUGUCUGCAAUUUCUGAUCUGUGAGCUUGUUUCUGGUGGCAAUUUAAGAAAACAUGGAGGUCUUUUUGGAAACAGUGGUUCUGGAAUUGCUGUUGAUGAUCUCAAGCGAUUAGAGACGUUCUUUUACAAGCUCAGUUUUUUUCUACAUAUUUUAGAUUAUACAGCCACGAUUAGUGCGUUGAUGGACCUUGGAUUUCUUUGGUUUAGGGAAUUCUAUUUGGAAUCGUCUCGUGUUAUCCAGUUUCCAAUUGAAUGCUCCCUUCCGUGGAUGUUGGUGGAUAAUGUGAUCGAAUCUCAAGAUCCAAGUCUACUUCAAAGCAUUCUGAUGCCAUUUGAUAUUUACAAUGAUGCUGCUCAGUAUGCUCUGACCAUUCUUAAACAGCGUUUUCUCUAUGAUGAAAUUGAAGCUGAGGUCGAUCUUUGUUUUGAUCAACUUCUCUAUAGGCUUACUGAGAUUAUUUUUUCAUAUUACAAAAGUCGUGCUGCAAGUGAUUUGCUAGAUCAGACAUUUCUAGCUUCUUGUAAUGAUGAGGACAAAUAUUUUGUGAAACCAAUUCUGUUUAAUGAAAUAUUGAAGCUUACGAGAGUGAAGUUACUAGGGAGGACCAUUGAUUUAAGAAGCUUGCUCACUCAAAGGUUGAAUAAAAUAAUCCGAGACAACAUUGAUUUUCUCUUUGAACGAUAUGAGAGUCAGGGUUUAUGUGCCAUUGUGGAAUUACAACAGCUUCUUGAUGUUCUGAAGCACACACAUAACUUGCUGUCAAAAGAUCUUGAACUAGACUCCUUCAAUCUGAUGCUGAAUGAAAUGCAAGAAAAUCUCUCUCUUAUUUCUUAUUCAAGCCGCCUUGCCUCUCAGAUUUGGACAGAAAUGCAGAAUGACUUUUUCCCAAACUUUAUCCUCUGUAAUACUACUCAGCGCUUCAUUCGCUCAAUAAAGGGAGCUCGGCAGGCUCCCCAAAGGGCCCCAGUGUCCAAUGUGAAAUCCUACUUUUUCUGCGGCUCUCAGGAUUUGAAUGCAGCAUACCACAAUCUGGCUGGGAUGUACUCGGAGUUCUUUGGAAUUCCUCAUAUGUUUGCAGUUGUCCAACUUAUCGGUCUUAGAUCACUACCAUGGAUUAUACGAGCCAUAUUAGAUCAUAUAGCAAUUAAGGUGAACGAAAUAGUACCUAAAAUAUAUGGGCUACAAGAUGCACUGCCGAAAUCUAUUGGACUUCUUCCUUUUGAUGGUGGUGUGGCCGGUUCCCAAAAGAUAAUUCAUGAACUCCUGACCUGGGGAACUAAAUCUGAACUUAAAGCUGAAGUGCUGCAAAGUUUGAAGGAGGUGGGAAGCGCACUCUAUUGGACGAGCCUUCUUGAUAUUGUACUGAGGGAAACAGAUACCAUGCAAUUCAUUCAAACGGCACCAUGGUUGGGGUUGACCAUUGGAAGUGAUGGACAACUAAGAGAGGUUGAUAGUGGCGAUAGUCCUCUUGUGAGUUUGUUCAAAUCUGCUAAAGCAGCAAUUGUAUCAAACGAAACAUGUCAAAAUCCAAAUUCCUUCCACGUCAUGUCAAAGCAAGCGGAAGCUGCUGAUAUCAUAUACAAAAAGAAUAUUAAUUCUGCAAGUGUGCUUGAAUAUGCACUAGCUUUUACAAGUGCAGCAUUGGAUAAGCAUUACAGCAAGCUGAGUGCAAAUCCAAAAACUGGAUUUAUUGACAUCACCACUUCAAAGGAUUUUUAUCGGAUUUUCAGCGGUCUACAGUUUGAAUACUUGGAAGAGAUUGUUCUUGAUUCUACUUCCAAAAAGCUUGAUUCAUUGGGGGACUCAGUUGCAUGGGCUGGCUGUACUAUCAUCUAUUUGCUUGGCCAACAGCUGCACUUUGAACUCUUUGAUUUCUCAUACCAAUUCCUCAAUAUUGCUGAAGUAGAAAAUGCAGCCAUGGCUCAAACCCAAUCUUUUGACCGGGCCAAAUCGGCGAAUCACUCGCAGGGUUAUGAGAGUCUGCUGGAAGCCAUGAAGAAGGCUAGAAGGCUGAACAAUCACGUGUUCUCCAUGUUGAGAGCACGUUGCCCGCUGGAGGAGAAGAUAGCCUGCGCAAUAAAGCAGAGCGGAGCCCCACAGCCUCGAAUCACCUUUGUUAACACGCUCUCCGCCUUCGAGACGCUGCCCCAGAAAGAUCCCUGAACCAUCUCUCUCUUUUUUCCUCUAGUAUUGCUAUGGUUCUUUUAGUUUUUCACCAUAUUUUGCUUGAAUUUAUGAUUAUAAAAACAACAUUCAUUGUUUAUGACCAAAAUGUUUUAUUUAGGUUUUUCACCAUAUUUUUUUCCCAAUCA